UAGGAAGUGAAUGCUUUCACCGAGGUGUUUACAAAACAAUCUAGCUUGGGUCGUUACUAGGAGGCUUUCAGUGGAUUUUAACCAAUAUUUGGGGGAGGCUAAUUUCUAGAAAAUGGCCAAACUACAGCUUUUGAAUGCUUACCUCACCGAGCGGUUAAUGGUGGCUGUAGAUGAGAUACUGGAGGUUGUUGGGGGGACAGUGUCAGAAUUCGAGGAGGAGACUGCCCGGACGAAGAGAGAGAAUGAACUCCUAAAACGAAGGCUACGAGAAGUUGGACUCGACACAGGAACGGAGUGUUCAGCAGUCUCGACCAGGCCUGUUUCUCUCUCUGUGUCUGGGCAGCACCAGUGGAGCGCCGACCAGGGUCCAGACCCUGAGUCUACACACACCCAGAACCACAUGGUAAUGAGCCAGGAUGAGAUGCCUGCCACACAUAGCCAGCUACCCACAGAGUGCACCGAGUGGAAGAGUCUGUGUAACUCUCCAUGUACCCUGUCCUCACAACAGACCGAUACAUCGGCUACCACCCCAGUAGUAGCUCCAUUGACUUCAGCGUCCGUGAAAAGGGACUUGGACGAAGAAGACGACCAGCAUCUCCUUCCCUCUGCAAAUUCCUUCAGCAGCACAUCAUGCCCCGUGGACAGAGUGGUUUUACACUAUAACUCUGAGGGCAUCAAAACAGAGCCUAGUGAUACUAGCCCUACUGACUUGGGGUCAGUAUCUGCUCAGAUGGGGUAUGGUGAACUAAACCCCAGUUCGGACCCUGGACCAGCCACUGUUGAAACCAGGUACACUGUCUCAGACCUGAGCGCUGACCUGGAGUCAGUGGUUGCAGAGAGCAGCAGGUAUGGUGCCUCCACUGCCUCGGGCGUCCCCACUGACCUGGUAUCAGCUAGUGCUGCCAUGAUCCCAAACGGCUUUUUACGUCAGAUUGGCAGCGAUGGUUGUGUAACAACAGGGCCAGAACAAGACUUUGGGGACGCCACCACCACCAGUACCGUAGGUCCCUUGACCUCCCAGUUCUACCCGGGUCAAACCAGACGUCAACAACAAACAAAUAGAUCAACAAAUAGGUGUCAUCAACAAAUUAACAGGUCCACAAACAACAGGGGUCAACAACAAACUAACAACAGGGGGGAUCAGAGGUCCCACCCGUGCCCUCAGUGUGGUAAGAUAUUCAGUCACGGGUCACGCCUCAAGAUCCACCUCCGCAUUCACACAGGGGAGAAGCCGUACGUUUGUGCACUGUGUGGCAAGCGAUUCAACAACGAUGGCACACUGAGGAACCACCGGCGUGUUCACACAGAGCUGCGUCUGUACGGCUGCCCUGUCUGCGGCAUGAGCUUCAAGGACGCCUACACGUGUAGGAAGCACCAGCGUGUUCAUAAUGGAUUGCGGCCUGCCGGAGACUCGGCCCACACCUGCAGCUUGUGUGGCAAGGCUUUCAGUGAGGCGGCUAAGCUGACCAAACACAUCAGGACUCAUGCGUCAGUCAUUGGAUGAGGGCAGUACGACCUAUAAAGGCUUUUUUAUAGCAAUCAUAAAGGAUAUUUAAGCACUAUAUAAACGCUUCACAUAUAAUCUAUAAGCGUAUGUUAUACACUAUAAAUGGUGUAUGAAGGGUGACGUAACAAUUACCACUGAAGGGUUUAUUGUAAGUUAAUAGACCAUUUCUAGAUUAUGACUUACACUUAUGAUUUGUAAAGCCUUUAAGUAGUGCUAUAUAAAGCCUUUAUUGUACUUUGCAACGGAGCUCCCAGGUGGCGCGUCCUGCUCAGGCACUUCACCUGACGUGCAGAGGGGCGUCACUACAGCCUGACGUGACCGGGGAGCUCCAAGGGCGGUGCACAAUUGGCCUAGCACUGUCCGGGUUAGGGGAGGGUAGGGUUGGCAUGCAAUUCCUUGUCUUAACUUGCUCUAGCGUCGUCUUAUGGCGGACUGGGCACCUGCAUGCUGACUUGGCCCGGCUGACUUCCAGGUGUGUAUAAGAAGCAGCGUAUUUGUCCAAUCCUCAUUUCUCCCGAGCCCGUUGGGGAGUUGCCGCAAUGAAACACAAUUGGAUACCACAAAAAUGCUUUCAUUUCUAAACGGUAAACAGAUAUGUAUGAAAAUCUCAAAUCCAAAAUGCUGGAGUAUAGAGACACAUAAAAUGUUUUCUCUUCACUGUCCAAAUACACAUGGAGGAGAGUGUAUGACCAUGGCUGCACCAGCCUUUGUGUGCUCUUGUCUGUGGCAGAUAGUGAGCAUCCUGCAUCUGAUUAUACAGUCAUCAGCGAACCCACAAGCAGUAGUUGAAGUCAUCAUCAGAUGUGAUGGACUACCUUAAGCAAGCAGCAAGUGUGUGUGUAGAUUUUUUAUUUAUUUGUAUUGUGCGUGUGUUUUAUUUUACUGUAUGCGCGCAGUGCAUGUUUGUUUGUGCACCGGCCCGUCCAAAGGGCAGCGGGGCUCAGUCUGUUACGGGGAGGUUAUUGACUUUUGCUGUGUUGUAGUAUUGAUCCACUUCCUGCUUGUGACUCUGGGGGUGGAGCAUGCUGACCUUAGAGACUGCAGAGGAUGAACCAUGGGUUGAAGACGUUGGUGUCAAACACAAUUCCUGGAGAGCCGCAGUCGGGUCAUGUUCACUUGAAACUAUUUGAACUUGUCCAAUAAGAGUCACUGAUUCAUUAAGUAGAAGGGAGGAACCAAAACCCACAGACGCUGCAGAGCAGAAUCUAAAGGACUGGAGUUUUACUCAUGUGGUUUAGGAGUCCAAAAACACAUUCCUUACCCCAGGAUAUGUCAUAAGGUCACGCUAUAGGAACAUUUCAGGAAAAGGAGCACCCCGUGUCUGCAUUUCAUUUUGGAUAACAUAAACCAGCUUAGGAUGCCUCUAUUAGAGUCUCACCAUGUUCUCUGAUAGCAAGUGCUCAGACUUCAAGAUGUAUUGUGGCGCUGAUAGAGCCUAAUGUACAGUAAAUGGGAUUAUUUUUAAACGUGUGUUGUUGUAGUCAUGUUUCCAGUUGCCUUUAAUUUAAAAGUUUAUCAUGUAAAAAAA
Molecule: messenger RNA, 3035 nt
Organism: Oncorhynchus mykiss (rainbow trout)
Lineage: Eukaryota; Metazoa; Chordata; Actinopteri; Salmoniformes; Salmonidae
Biological process (GO): regulation of gene expression
Cellular component (GO): nucleus
Source: RefSeq, a predicted model, not a curated record